GGAGAGAGAGAGGCUGCAAUCUCCUCCCUGAAUCGCGCACAGCGCUGCAGAUCCCAGUGCUCUGACAUGCGGGCCGAAUGCAGGUGAGGAAAGGCACGGACUCUGCGGCUGCGAACCCAAACUUGGGCACCGCGCGGUGCGCACGGCUCAGCCUUCACCCCCGCGGGCGAACGGCUGCUGCGGUUUCAGGAGGCGGCUUCGAGACUAAUGACCUUGCGCAGAGUUGUUAAGAAAAAAAGAGAAACCCGAGCUCUCUGGGUGAGACGGGACCGACACUCAGGGCGUCUCUGAAGAUGGCUCGGGCUGCUUUUCCGCGCACGGGGGGAACCCGGACGCGGACCGCUGUGUGACUCGAGUCGUCUCCACUACACGGUGCCCGAAGCGACCUGCCGGGAUUUUUCAUUCUCGAUCUGUUGACUGGCUCCCCCGCUGCCUGAUCGGAGUCGGAGUUGAGACUGGCUUGUUGCUGGCCCUAGCACCUCUUGCAGGAAGCGACUCACGUUUGCCUGGGCAGUCGGAGCAGAAGCUGGGUCUGGAGUGAGUGGCUGGAACGUGAAUUGGACUCAACUCGAGUAGCAGCAAAGACGAGCGGGAUUGGCAGGCGGGGGAGGCUGCAGGCUCGCUCCCGGCCGCUUCCCGGCUCCACCGCCCGCCUGCCGGAGCGGUUCCAGCCCCAUCCGACUGAGCAGUGACGGGAGCCCGGGUUCCUCUGCCGGUUGCGGGUAUGACUCUGGGGGGGCGCCGAUCCCGCGGCGCGCAGUGUCCCGUGAACUGUGAGUACUGCGACUGAACGGCGGCUGGCUAGCGGGCGAUUAGCACCCAUUGCAUAAAUUAUGAAACAAUAACUUUCGGAAGAAGCAAGAGGAGGAAAAAAAAAGAAGGCUCUAUCUCUGGUACCCCCUGGCCGACUCUGGACGCUGCUCUUGCCCCCUCCCUACGUUCCCUCUUGCUUCUUCCCUUCCCGGAGAGGGGAGAGGACUGGGAGGAGGGCAGGCCACGGGCCUCAGAGGAGGGGGGCGCCAAGGGGCCGUAAUUAGAAGGAGCAGUAGCAGCAGCAGCAGGAGAAGAUGCUGAGGAUGCGGACCAUGGGAUGGGCGCGCGCCUGGUGUCUGGGCUGCUGUCUCCUCUUGCCGCUCUCGCUCAGCCUAGCGGCCGCCAAGCAACUCCUCCGGUACCGACUGGCCGAGGAGGGCCCAGCAGACGUCCGCAUCGGCAACGUCGCCUCGGACUUGGGCAUCGUGACCGGCUCCGGUGAGGUGACUUUCAGCCUCGAGUCGGGCUCAGAGUACCUGAAGAUCGACAAUCUCACCGGCGAGCUGAGUACGAGCGAGCGGCGCAUUGACCGCGAGAAACUGCCCCAGUGUCAGAUGAUCUUCGACGAAAACGAGUGCUUCUUGGACUUCGAGGUCUCGGUGAUCGGGCCCUCGCAGAGCUGGGUGGACCUGUUCGAGGGUCGGGUCAUCGUGCUCGACAUCAACGACAACACGCCCACCUUCCCGUCACCCGUGCUCACGCUCACGGUGGAGGAGAACCGGCCGGUGGGCACUCUAUACCUGCUGCCCACCGCCACCGACCGCGACUUCGGCCGCAACGGCAUUGAGCGCUACGAGCUGCUACAGGAGCCCGGGGGCGGCGGCGGCGGCGGCGGCGGCGAGGGCCGGCGCGCCGGGCCUGCCGACAGCGCCCCCUACCCCGGGGGCGGCGGGAACGGCGGGAGCGGCAGCGGCCCCGGGGGCUCUAAGAGGAGGCUGGACGCGCCAGAAGCCGGCGGCGGGACCAGCCCGGGCGGACGCAGCAGCGUGUUCGAACUGCAGGUGGCCGACACCCCGGAUGGCGAAAAGCAGCCGCAACUGAUCGUGAAGGGGGCGCUGGACCGCGAACAGCGCGACUCCUACGAACUGACCCUGAGGGUGCGCGACGGUGGCGACCCGCCUCGCUCCUCUCAGGCCAUCCUGCGGGUGCUCAUCACCGACGUGAACGACAACAGCCCCCGCUUCGAGAAGAGCGUGUAUGAGGCUGACCUGGCCGAGAACAGCGCCCCGGGGACCCCUAUCCUGCAGCUGCGUGCCGCCGACCUGGACGUGGGGGUCAACGGGCAGAUUGAAUACGUGUUCGGGGCGGCUACCGAGUCCGUGCGGCGGCUGCUGCGCCUAGACGAGACGUCCGGCUGGCUCAGUGUCCUGCACCGUAUAGACCGCGAGGAAGUGAAUCAGCUGCGCUUCACGGUCAUGGCCCGCGAUCGCGGGCAGCCUCCCAAGACAGACAAAGCCACGGUGGUCCUUAAUAUCAAGGACGAGAACGAUAAUGUGCCGUCCAUUGAAAUCCGCAAGAUCGGGCGUAUCCCACUCAAGGACGGGGUGGCCAACGUGGCCGAGGACGUUCUGGUGGACACCCCCAUCGCCCUGGUACAGGUGUCUGACCGAGACCAAGGCGAGAAUGGAGUGGUCACCUGCACCGUGGUGGGCGACGUGCCCUUCCAGCUCAAGCCGGCCAGUGACACAGAGGGCGACCAGAACAAGAAAAAGUACUUCCUGCACACCUCGGCCCCUUUGGACUAUGAGACCACCAGGGAGUUCAACGUGGUCAUAGUAGCGGUGGACUCGGGCAGCCCCAGUCUCUCCAGCAACAACUCCCUGAUUGUCAAGGUGGGAGACACCAAUGACAACCCGCCUGUCUUUGGCCAGUCAGUGGUGGAGGUGUACUUUCCUGAGAACAACAUCCCCGGAGAGAGGGUAGCCACGGUGCUGGCUACAGACGCGGACAGUGGGAAAAACGCUGAAAUCGCCUACUCGCUGGACUCUUCCGUGAUGGGGAUCUUUGCCAUCGAUCCCGAUUCUGGGGACAUCCUCGUCAAUACCAUGCUGGACCGCGAGCAGACUGACAGGUACGAGUUUAAAGUUAACGCCAGAGACAAAGGCGUCCCCGUGCUACAGGGCAGCACCACAGUGAUUGUUCAGGUGGCUGACAAGAAUGACAAUGACCCUAAGUUCAUGCAGGACGUCUUUACUUUUUAUGUGAAAGAAAAUUUACAGCCCAACAGCCCCGUGGGAAUGGUCACAGUGAUGGAUGCUGACAAGGGGCGCAAUGCAGAGAUGAGCCUAUACAUAGAGGAGAACAGUAACAUUUUUUCCAUUGAAAAUGACACGGGGACUAUUUACUCCACGAUGUCUUUUGACAGAGAACAUCAGACCACAUACACUUUCAGAGUCAAAGCUGUGGAUGGGGGAGAUCCCCCCAGAUCUGCAACAGCCACUGUCUCUCUCUUUGUGAUGGAUGAGAAUGACAAUGCUCCCACUGUCACCCUUCCCAGAAAUAUUUCCUACACUUUACUGCCACCUUCAAGUAACGUCAGGACAGUAGUAGCUACGGUGUUGGCAACAGACAGUGAUGAUGGCAUCAAUGCAGACCUUAACUACAGCAUUGUGGGAGGGAAUCCCUUCAAGCUGUUUGAGAUUGAUUCCACCAGUGGUGUGGUUUCCUUAGUGGGAAAACUCACCCAAAAGCAUUAUGGCUUGCACAGGUUGGUGGUGCAAGUGAAUGACAGUGGGCAGCCUUCCCAGUCUACCACGACUCUGGUGCAUGUGUUUGUCAAUGAAAGUGUUUCUAAUGCAACUGUGAUUGACUCCCAGAUAGCCAGAAGCUUGCACACCCCACUCACCCAGGAUAUAGCUGGUGACCCAAGCUAUGAAAUUAGCAAACAGAGACUCAGUAUUGUCAUUGGGGUGGUUGCUGGAAUUAUGACUGUGAUUCUAAUCAUCUUAAUUGUAGUGAUGGCAAGAUACUGCCGGUCGAAAAAUAAAAAUGGCUAUGAAGCCGGCAAAAAAGAUCAUGAAGAUUUUUUUACACCCCAACAGCAUGACAAAUCUAAAAAACCUAAAAAGGACAAGAAAAACAAAAAAUCUAAGCAGCCACUCUACAGCAGCAUUGUCACUGUAGAAGCUUCUAAACCAAAUGGACAGAGGUAUGAUAGUGUCAAUGAGAAGCUGUCAGACAGCCCAAGCAUGGGCCGAUACCGAUCAGUUAAUGGUGGGCCUGGCAGUCCUGACCUGGCCAGGCAUUACAAAUCUAGUUCCCCCUUGCCUACUGUCCAGCUUCACCCCCAGUCACCAACUGCAGGAAAAAAACACCAGGCCGUACAAGAUCUACCACCAGCCAAUACAUUUGUGGGAGCAGGAGACAACAUUUCAAUUGGAUCAGAUCACUGCUCUGAGUACAGCUGUCAAACCAAUAACAAAUACAGCAAACAGGUGGAUACAGUGCAGACCACGAAACCCCCUGGCCACAUUGAGGAAUCGUGUAAAAUGAAUCCAUUUCGUAGAGUGACGUUUUCUGUUGUGAGUCAGCCUCAGGACCCACAUCAGGGGUCACUGCAGAGUUGCUAUGACAGCGGGCUGGAGGAGUCAGAAACACCAAGCAGUAAGAGUUCAUCAGGGCCAAGACUGGGUGCCCUUCCACUCCCAGAGGACAACUAUGAAAGGACCACGCCGGAUGGCAGUGUUGGUGAGGCAGAGCAUAUGGAAAAUGAUUCAAGACCUCUUCCAGAUGUAGCCCUGACUGGGAAGUGUACCCGUGAGUGUGAUGAGUACGGCCAUUCCGACUCCUGCUGGAUGCCUGUCCGCACUUCUCCAGAGAGGAAGAAGAGCCAGCCCAAACUCUCCACUUUCAUGCCUGUUGAUGAACGAGGAAGCCAGGAAAAGCUGGCUAAUGGUGAGGCCGCCAUCAUGGGCGACCGCAACAGAAACCUCCUGAACAAAAAGUUGACCUCAUCCUAUGAGACCUUCAGUGCGGCUAGUUUCAGCAAAAAUGAGGAUGCCAACACUGAGGAUAUUCCCCUUACAAAAACAGGGGAAUACAAGCCAUCUCCUGUCAAUACUCUCACUAGAAGAGAAGUUUACCUGUAGGGUAUACAGAAGCAACAGCAAAGUUCUUUUCAUGUAUGAGAAGGAGAAUAAGGGGUGAAAACCUUACAAAAUGAAACCUUGUAAUCAAAAAGAGGGGGCUACCAAAGAGACAAAGCUUUGCCUGCCACUUCUGCCUCCAGAUCAGGCCUUUAGUGAGCGACACUGUUCAGCCUGAUUGAAAUGUACAAUGUAGAAACCAUCCUUGUUACUUGCAUGUCUAACCCCCUCACUGAUUCCCCAAACCCUCUUUCUCUCUUCCCCACCCCACUCCAAAAACCAGAAAAACAAACAAACAGAAAAAGAUGGUUGCAAGUUUCUUUCAUGGUAACAAGCCUGAUUAGCAGAACACACACACUCUCAUUAUCCCUAAGCUGAAACAUGAUUUUAGUCACUUUGAUUCAGUUUGAAUGUCAUCCAGUUGAUCAGAAAAAGCAGAUCAGGUGAAAUGUAUUUCAGACAUAUGAUCAGAAUAUGAGGAGUAAUGGAAGGCAAUCCUUCAAACAUGAUAGAGUCCCUCUAAUGGUACAGUCCUUACAGAGGAGAACUCCAGAAGAAGCGUUUAGGAGAAGAUCACAGCUUUAACAUUCUAACAAAGCCUGAAAAAAUAAACAAUACCCAGUCAGAGACAGCAGUCCCAAAUUGGCAUAGGUUGUUUUUCUCAAGUCGGGAGCAUCAACGUCAGUUCCAUACAUCUACUGAAUAUUCUUAGUAUACAUGCUACUUUGAUCACAUGAAUUACACUAGUUAUAACUUUUAAAAACUAUAUAUGUUUUUGGAAUGGCACCACUAUUAUCAACUAACAGGAACAAUUGUAUCAUUAAAAGGCCAAAGAUCAUAAGGCAGAUCAGGGAAAUCAUGGAGUAGAUUUGGUCUUGAUGUGGAAAUCCAUUAAGCAACAGAAGUCACUGAACCCAGGCACACAGAGGAAACCCUCAAAAGCCAGUUUAUCUUACAUUUUCUCUGUACCCAGAAAGCAUGAAUUUUCUUUGAAAGUUCAGAAACGGAAAAGCCAAUGAGACAUAUGUUUGGUACUAUAAUAGGCAAUUAGUUGAGGUUAAAGUUUAGUUUUGAAAAUAUUAUCAGGGAAGAUUCUACUUUUUAAUAUCAUAUUUAUGGGUAGGUAGGAAGAGAAAGAUACAUUGGCAUAACAGUCUUAAUUAAGUUUACUAUCAUCAUUUGAGAAUCAGGUUGUACUUACUGGUCUCAUCCACAUUUGAAAUAACCAAGUGCAUUUUUUUACAUGUUCAGUGUACACUUUCGAGUAACAAAAGUGCAUUAAUUUUGCAUUAUGUGCAAUAUAGCACUAUCUCGAGACUCACAACUUUGAAACAAGGUGACACCCCUAGUUGACUUUGUCACUAAUGUGAUUUUGAGCAUUGUUUAACAUAUCUCUUUAACUAAUCCAGACUGAACAUGAAAGAAAUGAGUUCUGGGCAGUGACAUGUCUCAUGGUAUACACAUCUCAAAGUUCAAAAAUAUGCAGUCUUUUUUUUUUUCCUUCAAUGUAAUAUAAAGAAACAGAAUAUGCAGAUUUUAGGGUCACUUCCUCUCCGGAGAAUUUAAUACAAUGGGGAACUAAGCUGGGCAUUCAGAAAAAGUGACAAUCCAGGGACAGGCUAGGGGAUAACAGGUGAAGAGAGCAAACAUUCGGGUUACUGAAUGUUUGUAACCUAGUUAAGGUAUAGCCUUGAUGGCUCUUUAGCAAACUAGAAACAAUGUAGCUCUGGGUAGUUUCAUGCUUUGCAGUAUUUCUUAGACUACAAAGUAAAGCAACCUGGUAUACAGGUUGUUAAUUCACUAUAGGUCAUCAAAAUGCUUAUCUUUGAAAAUCACUUCUCUGUUUGGUGGGGUACUCUUUGGGGUCAUUUCCUUAUGCUCUUUCUUAAAUGGAGUUUUCAUUUUGAUGUUAGUUUAUGUAUAAUAGGAUGAAAGAAGAUAUGUAAUUGAAGAAAAAAAUCAUUGGACUAAAAUAUCAAUAACUGAAAAUGUUUAUGGUUGAUUAUUAUUUACAUUAUGGAAAGAUGCAAUUCUAGUACUUUGUUAGGAAACUGCAUUAAAGCAGUUCUGCCUUGUAUAAUCUGUAAGUACCUAUUAAGACAAAAUACUUCUAAAGAUACUUAUGAAAUGUAUACAUAUUUUUUCUUGCACGUUACAAAGGAAAUAUUCAAUUGCAUAACACAGGUGUGCAACAGACUUUUUUUAAUGCAUUUUUUCCCUCUCAUGAUACACUUCAAACAUUAGAUAGCUCAUUUCACUCUAUCUUAAAACCCUUCUGUUGUCUAUAAAGCUAAUACGGGUCAUAUGGGACCUUUGGAUUAAUUGGAUCCACAUUCCCCAAUGACAUUUGCACCACAUACAAGAUAGCCAUGUCAUCAUCAUUUAACUCGUGAGCCUCUUUAGAACUAAAAUGGGUGUGAAAGAAUAAAAUUCAGUGUACUGUAAGUAUUCGCAGUAAUUCUAGUAGAAUUAGCUAUCAUAACAUGUUUAUUAUUAUAAUGAGCUGGCAUGACACAGAAAUCUAUUUUGUGUUUGUAUGACUUUUAUUUUGAAUAGGUUGAAUCUGGUGCCACUCCAUAUAUAGAGUGCUUUUGAAAAAAAUCUAUAAAAAGAAACAAAAAAAUAAUAAAUGAGUGAAUGCAAAAUAAGCAACUGUGCCUUUUAUACCUGUUGUUAUGGUAAAAAAACGGUUGUUGGGUUUGGACAAUGAGGGGAAAUGGGCUAUUCCCAACUUUUUUGAUCCUAUAUAUUUAUCCAUGCUUAUUUUCUGAAAAUAAUAAAUAAUAUAUUAAAAAUUUGCCUUCUGACAAACUCAGAUAGUGGACCAGUCUUAAAUAUCAUUCAUUCGUAAAAUUUAUAUGGGCUGCUUAAUUUGGUCUAGAAGGCUAAUGCGUUUAUUGUAAUAGUAAUACAGAAAGAGAUUAUCAGGGAUGAAAUCAGUCCAUUUUGCAAGGUAAAAUACUGAUUUACCAUUUAUAUUCUUUCUUCUUUUGUUGUUAUUUUUCUUUUAGCUGCUGUUUCAUUUUGGUUGUGCACUAUAUAAACCAUAUUUCUUUUCUGUACCCAAGAAGGUCAAGUGAACUUUGCAUGCAUUAUACAUUAGGACACAUUUAUAAAUUGAGUAACUAUAUCAAUUUAUGUGUAUUAAAACAUCUUUAGCUUCAGUCUAAAAUCUGAACCUCUGAGGUUCAUUCUGAACCUCCAGAUAGCAUUAUGGUUUCUGACUGGCCUGCUGCCUGUGUUUCAGAAAACAAGAGAGGCACUAUUUUUAUGGGAAGAAAAACGAAGAUGGUACUGAAGAUGUCUGGCUGAAAGGUUACCCUAGGAAGCUGUCUUAUAGGAAAAUAAAACAGAGACAUCAGAAGAAACUGCCAAGAAUCAAACAGCUAUCCUAAAACAGACAUGAGAAACCUGAAGACCUCAACAGUUUUAGGUAUAUUGUAUCAGCAGUAAAUAUAAGACGAGUUCUUAAGGGGGAAAAACAAAACAUAACAGUGAAGAUGAUCAUAAAUAUUGUAAAGUUGUUAGUUGUGACCUAGCAGAGGUAGAUAUAACAUCUGGAGGAAGGCAUCAUUUUUUCAGCUACCUAGGGUUUACUUUCAGACAAUUUUUCCUACAUUUUAAAGCACUUGCAUUCAGUGUGGUACGAUCUGUUUGUAAUGUUGAUCAUUGACUAUUGUUCUGCUACUUGGAUGUUGAUAGUGAAGCAGAGGACAAUUUAUCAUCGUUUCUUAUGAAUCACUAUGCACGCAACUAUGCUAAACAUGGCGAAAUGUAUUAAACACUCGUCCAACUAUUUAUGAAAUACUUUACAUAAUUUAAUUUGCUUUUGUACAGUUUUAUGUAAAUAAAUUGCUUGUCUUUUUUGUCUCUGCAAAUUAAAAUAUAACAUGGUCAAAUGGUUUCA
Messenger RNA from Bubalus bubalis (water buffalo), 8805 nucleotides. RefSeq names its product protocadherin 7 (gene PCDH7). The record is from RefSeq and is a predicted model, not a curated record. Lineage: Eukaryota; Metazoa; Chordata; Mammalia; Artiodactyla; Bovidae. Gene Ontology annotation, cellular component: plasma membrane. Gene Ontology annotation, molecular function: calcium ion binding. Bases 1068 to 4901 code for a protein of 1277 amino acids. The transcript has 4 exons. Gene Ontology annotation, biological process: homophilic cell-cell adhesion.